GCUGCCCGUGCGGCGAGUUCUGGCAACAUAACUACUCAUCUGCCUGCGUACACGCUUUGCAUACUUACCACCAAGGAUUCUGAAUCUCUAGACUCUUUGUUUUCCGCUCACAGGAAGAAAAGUACUGCGUAUUGGACAGACUUUAUAAUAUUCGCUCUUCUAUUGUGACAACGGAAAGUUUUGCCCGGUGUUGUGUUGCUUUAUCUGCCUCAUGCCAAGGGCUCCACGCCGCGCCACUCCACCACCCUCGCCUCACACUCCUAAGCCUUCUCGUGCGAACCUUACAGACAUUUAAUAUGCGACAGGAACAAAAGUGUAUAAAUAAAACGUGUUACGCGUAUCUCUGAAGCAACGGAAUUGUCUCAUAACCGUUACCGCGGCCGCUUGUCGCUGGUUUGUGUUGUGCGGCAUCCACUGCAAUCAUCUGUCUAGUAUAGUGAGGAACCCAAAACACCGCCAAGAUGAAGGUGUCGAUGGACCGCACCUCCAUAAACAUCGGGAUAUUGGGCUUGGCCUUUAUGCUGGUGUUCACCUCUUUCCAGACACAAGGCAACAUGCAGCAAACUGUCAUCAAAAGCAUUCAGGCUGAGAACCCCGACUUUACUGGAUCAGGAUACACAUCUCUGGCAGUGAUCUAUGCAGUGUUUGCCUCCUUCAACUGGCUUGCCCCAUCAUGCCUCAGCUUCCUUGGACCAAAGCUGACGAUGAUCAUAGGUGGCAUAACCUACAUAAUCUUCAUUGUUGGUUUUCUAUGGCCACACACAGUAAUUCUGUACCUGACAUCAGUAUUAGUUGGUGCUGGUGCUGCCUUGAUAUGGACCGGCCAGGGUAACUACCUCACAUUGAUGUCCACCCAGAAGACUAUAUCUCGCAAUUCAGGCAUCUUCUGGGCCAUGCUACAAAGCAGCAUGUUGUUUGGGAACCUUUUUGUCUUCUAUCAAUUCAUGGGAAAGGAUCUUAUUGAUCAACAUACCCGCAUGGUGGUGUUCUUAGCCCUGACAGUGGUUGGAGUGAUUGGCGUUGGCAUUAUGUGCUUCCUACCAAAACCUGGUUCAGAAGGGGGAGGUCGAGCUGAUGAUUUGGGGGGGCCCUUUGAUGCUCUGAAAAAAUCAUUUGCUCUCUUCAGUACAAGAGACAUGCUACUUUUGUCUGCCACGUUCUUCUAUACAGGUAUUGAGUUGUCCUUCUUCAGUGGAGUCUACAGUACCUGCUUGGGCUUUACUCAGCGUUUCCCUGAUCCCAAGCGUCUUGUUGGUCUCUCUGGAAUGUUCAUUGGUGUCGGAGAAAUCUUAGGAGGAGGAGUAUUUGGUAUUUUUGGAUCAAAGACUGUCAAGUUCGGUCGUGACCCCAUCGUGAUCUUGGGUUACCUUAUCCACGUGUUGUGUUACUUCCUCAUCUUCCUGAACCUCCCAACAAAGUCUCCACUUGGGAACACAGUCGACUCAUCCCAUUUACCAUAUGGAGAACCCAGUCAAGUGAUUGCUCUCCUGUGCAGCUUUUUAUUGGGUUUCGGAGAUGCGUGCUUUAACACACAAAUCUACUCCAUUCUUGGUUCUGUCUAUGAAGAUAGCUCUGGCCCAGCCUUUGCACUGUUCAAGUUUGUUCAGUCUGUGUCAGCUGCUGCAUGCUUCUUUUAUUCAAGUGUUUUUGAACUGUAUUGGCACUUAGGUAUUUUGAUAGUGUUUGCCACCAUUGGUACCUUCACUUUCUGCAUAGUGGAGUGGAAGGCACAUCGACGCCUCAAGGCUAAGCCAGACACAACUGCAUUUGAUUGACAAAGCCGUUUGGACAGUUCAUCAGUAUGUGAAUAAUGUCUAAUAGUACUCGUUUCAUAUCAUCUCCAUAUUCAGUAGUGCAUACGUUUACUUUCAUUAAAAUAUAGCCUUAUCAGUUAUCUGUCUGUGACUUAUGUGCACCCUUACAUAAUGCCCAAACCCCAAUUUCUUUUCCUGUAAUGCUAAUGAUAAACCACUAGUUGUUACAGGUCUGAAGUUAUAUCUGUGAUGAGGAAAGUCUAGAUAGACAUAUCUUGUUUUUAUAAUGAAUAUUUAAACUUUUUGUAUAAAGAGAUUCUGACCUUGUAUACCUGAAGGUUAUUGGGGAUAGUGAUGUGAAUAUAUUAUCAGUACACAUGUACUAAUCUGUAUUAGUAUAUAUAUGUGUGUACAUUGUAUUGAAUCAUAGAUUCUAAUGCUGUAUUUUCAUUAUUGUAUUAAAACUGUUAAAUGAC
Messenger RNA from Eriocheir sinensis (Chinese mitten crab), 2230 nucleotides. Its product is annotated as UNC93-like protein MFSD11. The record is from RefSeq and is a predicted model, not a curated record. NCBI's taxonomy places the organism in Eukaryota, Metazoa, Arthropoda, Malacostraca, Decapoda, Varunidae. Bases 462 to 1775 code for a protein of 437 amino acids. The transcript is spliced from 8 exons.